Messenger RNA from Caenorhabditis remanei, 225 nucleotides. RefSeq lists its product as uncharacterized. The record is from RefSeq and is a predicted model, not a curated record. NCBI's taxonomy places the organism in Eukaryota, Metazoa, Nematoda, Chromadorea, Rhabditida, Rhabditidae. The transcript is spliced from 2 exons. Bases 1 to 225 code for a protein of 74 amino acids.
AUGAUGAUUGUUAUAAUCCUAUCCAUGGCGACAUCACAUCGUCCUCAGGAAGUGCUGUCUGAUGAAACACAGCCGAUUCAUGCGGCAUUCCAUCAAACUUCAAUAGCAGACAACCGUACUCGAGUGGGGUUUCUCAACGUGAACGGUCCAAUUUCGGGAGGUGGCUUGUCCAUCGUUAGCGCAGUAGGAUACCUUGAGAGAAUCAUAUUGAUUAUCGAUUCAUAG